GAAAGGCAGUUAAACUUGUGCAGAACUUGGCAAACAUCCUACAGAGGCUGUUUGAAGAGGUCCGCACCCAACCUCUCUCUCUUUUACUCUUUCACUUUCGCCCUUUUCUUCGGGACUUUCCAGUCGACAAUAGGUCUGUUAAGGAACCAUGACCAGCAAGUUAGAUUUUCAUCUCUAUGGGUCUUCACUUAACAUCGUGAAACAAUGUGGACCCGGUCUGAGUGAUAUCAUUCAAAGCAAAUUUGGAUGUGUGGCCACCUUUCAUGGCGUGGAUUUUGAAAGCAGGCAGACCACCGCACUGCAGCUAAGGCCAAUACUUGUCCCACAGAAGAGGCUAGAAGUAACGCUUCCUAAAGGUGUUCAGUUGUCUGUGUGGAAGGCCGAUCUCACCAGCUUCAAGGGAGAUGCUGUUGUGAAUGCUGCAAAUAGGGGUCUUCAGCAUGCUGGUGGACUUGCUGAAGCGCUGUCCUCUGCCGGUGGUCCACAAAUCCAAAUAAACAGCGAUGACUACAUCAGCAGGAAGGGUGUGUUGAGCACAGGUGAUGCAAUUGUCUUAACUGCUGGUUUACUACCAUACAAGAAGAUAAUACAUGCUGUGGGCCCACAAAUAUCAAAAUUUGCCAACCGGUCUGAAGUUACACAAGCUGAAUCGCUGUUGCAAAAGACCAUCAGGAGCAUCCUUGACAGAGUUAAGGAAAACCAUCUCCAGUCUGUUGCCAUUCCCGCCAUAAGCUCUGGACUGUUCAACUUCCCCCUGCCACUAUGUGCAGACACCAUAGUGACAACUGUGAAACGCUAUUAUGAAAACUCUUACUAUGUAGACCACCUUCCGCAAGAGAUCUUCCUUGUGAACAACGAUGAACCGUCCGUCCAAGAAAUGGAGAGAGCCUGCCAUGAGAUAAUCAGUAAGUCAUACAGCCAGGCAGUUGUAAGCCAAACCAGAGGUGCUGCUGCUGCUGCUGCUGCAAGAUCAACACCCACUGUCCAGAUUGGGAAUGUCCAUCUGACCCUGAAGAAGGGUAAAAUUGAGGAACAGCAGACAGAUGUCAUCGUCAACACUGUAUCACCAGACCGAAACUUGAGGAUUGGUCAAAUUUCAAAAGCUUUAUUGGAAAAAGCUGGACCUAACUUGCAAAUGGAGAUUAAUAGUGUUAAGCAGACAGGAAAUGUCUUCGUCACAUCACCUCAAAGUCUGCGUUGUAGAGCAGUGUAUCACACUUUUUGCUCUGAUAAGGACGUAUAUGCAGCUAAGCAGAUGCUUUACGAUUCAGUAUAUGGUUGCUUACAGAGGGCAGCUGCACAUCAGUACAACUCAAUUGCCUUUCCUGCAAUUGGGACUGGAGGACUCAGGUUCAAUAAAAAAGAAGUUGCUGUGAUCAUGUCAAAUGCAGUGACUGACUUCGCCCAUAAUACAACAAACAGGAUGGAUGUUCGUUUUGUCAUAUUUCCUCAUGACAACGACACAUAUCAGGCAUUUGAGGAACAAAUGAGAUCUCUCCAAAGCCAAUUCAAAGCGCCUGAUCCCAGCGUUUCACAUGCUUCUGGGCAUGAAGGUGACUUCCGUGACAAAAGAGCUCCCGUUCCACAGAUCACCCUGAAUGCCUCCUCUAAUGAGGCCAUAUGUGAAGCUGAUCGUUGGCUCCGUAACCUUCUCUACAAGCCCUGUGACUUACUCAUGAUUUCCAACAACUUCAUCCUGUACUUUGGCGAGGAAGAACAUCUGCAGCUGGCCAGUCUAAAAAAAGGGGGGGUUUCCAUUCUGGAGUCUUUUGAGAACGGUCGUGCCUCCAUAAUGGUAGAUGGGGUUUCAGCUGAGGAUGUUGUAGUCGCUGGGUUACAGGUGGAAGCCAUACUCUGCAAGGUCCAAAAGGACUUUGUUGCAGAGGAAGAGAGCACCUUGCGCCUCAUGUCAACUGGGAAUGUGUCCUAUGAAAGAAAGCUAGUUGACCCCAACGGUUUCUCAUCUGCCUUCAAAAAACACGGGCCCCAGGUUGUGAAGAUUGAGGAAGUGGAGAACCUCAAACUGAGGGCGCUUUUUGAGCUCAAGAAAAAACAGCUUGGCUGCUCCAGUACUCGAAAAAUGUAUCAACGCAUACCAGCACACUUCUGUGAGAUGGUCAGCCAUAUUGGAUUCCACGCAGAGUAUGCACCACCUGAUGACCCAGCGUAUGGAGAGGGCAUCUACUUUGCUGAUUCAGUGAAGACGGCCAUGAAAGUGUGGAAGAACGGAGAAGAAAAAGAGGAGUAUCUGUACUUUGUGGAGGCCGAGGUGCUGACAGGAAAAGAUACCAGAGGUAAACCUGGUCUUAUUCUGCCACCUCCUAGGGGAAAAGAUCCACCUAUUCUGUAUGACAGUGUUCACGGAGGAAGUGAUAUCUCUGUCAUAUUUAGUGGUUAUCAAGCUCUGCCCAGGUACAUUAUCACCUGUCAGAGAGAGAGAGAGAGAACAAUGGUUUAGCCACUGUGUCCUCUGGGUUUAUUGUGCUCUGUGGUACAAAUAAGAAUAUUAAGAAUACAGCAGUGCCUGAGAAAACUAGGCAAUACCAAGUUAGAUUCUUCCAAAAGAUACAAUAUCAGAGAGAUAACACAGGUGCCCAAUGUUUUUCUUGAUGCAGUUUGGAAAACGCGUCAUUGAUGAUGAUGAGUUUGUUUCUUUUUGAGUGAUCAUAUGUUUUACAUAGCACAAGUAUUGUUGGGGAUGACAAUAAUUUUUAUAUUGAUUAAAGAUACAACUUCAAAUAUUGCACUUAGUUGUAGCAACUAUCAUACUAUUUACAAUGGUAAAAGUUAUUUGUUUUGGUGGAAGUACAUUAUUAUAUGUUAUAUGUUAUACAUGUACACUUAUUAGAGCUUAAGAGAUUCCACAAAUGUUUGUACACUGAAAUAAAAUUGAUUUCAAUAUGUUUUAGAAGAAGAAUAAAAUAUAAUCUUUCAUGUAACUGGUGAAAAGCUGCAAGGUGUGCAUUACAGUGAGACAACAUAUACAUGAUUGUAAACUGUAUAUUAUAAAUGUUCAUGAAACAAUUACUGUCAAAUUGGAAAUUGAUAUAGGGAUGAAGCACACAACGGCAGAUAGUUCAUGUGUCUGAUGUUAUAAAAAUAAAAAAAUGAAAAAAUAAAA
Messenger RNA from Scomber scombrus (Atlantic mackerel), 3121 nucleotides. It is a transcript of the gene parp9, whose product is annotated as poly(ADP-ribose) polymerase family member 9. The coding region runs from base 149 to 2458 and encodes 769 amino acids. Gene Ontology annotation, cellular component: cytoplasm; nucleus. Gene Ontology annotation, biological process: negative regulation of gene expression; positive regulation of type II interferon-mediated signaling pathway. The transcript has 8 exons. Gene Ontology annotation, molecular function: ubiquitin-like protein ligase binding; NAD+ poly-ADP-ribosyltransferase activity; transcription corepressor activity. The record is from RefSeq and is a predicted model, not a curated record. NCBI's taxonomy places the organism in Eukaryota, Metazoa, Chordata, Actinopteri, Scombriformes, Scombridae.